GGCUCGAGCGGGCGCCGCCUCGAGGGGCGGCCGGCGGGGGGGCGGCCAGCGGUCGGCCGCGGUCGGGGGCCGUCGGCGCCCCCGCGGCGCCGCCCGGGGGCGGCACAAGGCGGGCCGUGUUUGGCGGGGUCUCUGCCAUGAAGCUGAAGCGCUUCAUGCUCAUGUACGAGCCCCCCGGCAUCGGGCUGGAGGUGCAGGUGCUCGCGCUCAGGACGCGUUCCAGGACAGAUCCAGGGUCUGCAGUGAUGCACAAGGUGGCCGUGAUGUUCCCGGGUGCUUCCGAGCGGCACCGGCUCGGGUGGGCCCCCCUCGUGGUGCUAGUCGAAUUCCGUGUGGAUUCCUUCGCGGUCGGGGGCUCCAGCCCUGGCCAGGACGUCUACAGACUGGUGGACGACCUCAUCGCGUCGGAGACGCCUCUGCUGACGAGAAGAAGGCACCGCCCGGCCCUCGUCAAGCUCCUCGGCAGGCUCUACCAGGUGGAGGUGAGCGACGCUGACGCCGGCGACGAGGGCGCCGACACCAUGGGAAGAAAGGCCAGCCCGCCGGUCCCCACCCCGCAGCUGCAGGAGGGCUGUUCGGUGGUGUUCAUAGCGAUGCAGAACAAGCUGCGGGAGCACAACGGCGAGACGGGCACCAUCCAGAAGGUGUUUCCCGAGAAGGGCAAGUUUGAGGUCAUGCUCGCGUCGCAGGAGGUUCUGAAGGUGAAGGGCACGGAGAACAUGGUGCCCCUCGCGCCGCAGG
Prorocentrum cordatum is the source of this 741-nucleotide messenger RNA. The record is from the annotation of a GenBank genome assembly. NCBI's taxonomy places the organism in Eukaryota, Dinophyceae, Prorocentrales, Prorocentraceae.